AUGGGAAACGAAGAGUCCACGAUGCUGGACGAGAGCGUCCAGCCCAAGACGCUCGAGUCACGCAGCCUUCAGGCAAUCGCUGAUUACAUCAAGUCUGGCGAUGCUAAGCGCAUUGCCGUCAUGACGGGCGCCGGUAUCUCCACCGCCGCAGGCAUUCCCGACUUCAGAUCUCCCGGUACCGGUCUCUAUGCCAACCUCGCCCGCCUCAACCUCCCCUACGCUGAGGCAGUCUUCGACAUCACAUAUUUCCGCAAGCACCCAGAGCCUUUCUACUACCUCGCGAAGGAACUUUACCCAGGAAAAUUCUUCCCGACUGUUUCUCACGUCUUCAUCUCCUUGCUCGCCAAGAAGGGCUUGCUACAGAUGAACUUCACCCAAAAUAUUGACUGCCUCGAGCGCCGUGCCGGCGUCCCAGAUGACAAGAUUAUUGAGGCACACGGCAGCUUCGCCCACCAGCGCUGCAUCGAAUGCUCCACUCCCUUCCCGGAUGAUCGGAUGCAAGAACAUGUCCAGGCCGAGAUUGUACCCAACUGCGACACCUGUGGUGGGCUUGUCAAACCGGAUAUCGUUUUCUUCGGGGAGGCCCUGCCCGAGGCCUUCAGGCACAACACGCACCUUCCGGCCAUGGCUGAUCUCAUUAUCGUCAUGGGAACGAGUUUGUCAGUAUAUCCGUUCGCCGGACUCGCGGAGGCAUCGAGGUCUGGUGUUCCGAGGUUGCUCCUUAACAGGGAGCGGGUCGGUCAGAUGGGCCGUCGUGCCGAUGACGUUGUUGAGCUGGGCACUUGCGAUGCUGGUGUUCGAAGACUUGCGUCAUUGCUUGGCUGGCGUGACGAACUCGAAAGCCUCUGGCGUAGCAUCGUCGGGGACAAGGAGGCUGAGAGACAACUUGCUUCCGCUGCUGCCGAGGGCGACGAGGAUCUUGAAGAGGAGAUCCGCAAAGUCACCGAGGGCGUCGACGCCGCUCUCAAACUCGACGACGACAGUGACUCCACGCCCGAGGCUGUUGAAACUCCUGCUAAAGAAGAAGAAGGCAGUGGUAGCGAGGAUACCCAACAGACCACCCCUAAGGGUAGCGUUUCGCAAGCGCUUGAGGCUGUGAAGGACCAAAAAGCGGAAAUCGGCACAGACAUUAAGAACGACCGUGGCCGUGAAGGCAGAACCGUCCACGGUUCCGAAGGUGCGCCAAAGGAUGCCACUGACUUCCGCGCCGAGGCAAAGAAGAAGAUCUUACUUGCGGCACAAGGAGCUGCUACCCCGCUUGAGGAGGUUGCAAUCGUAUUUGACCCAAAGACACCCAAGGUUGAGAAGAAGGACGAGUUAUUUAAAGAGUCGGAUGCUUUGGUUUCCGGUGUUGCUCGUUACGAAACCACUUCUGGUUCGGAUGCAAAGAGCGAAGAGCUUUCUAAAGACACCGCCGCAUCCAAGGUAGAUACCCCCUCGACAUCAAAAGCCACGGAGACAUCAAGUACUCCCACAGCAGAGAAGAAAGAAGUAUCAUCGUCGAAGGAGGCGGAAGAGACCAAGUCUUCAGACGAUGCGAAGCUAUGA
Molecule: messenger RNA, 1548 nt
Organism: Colletotrichum truncatum
Lineage: Eukaryota; Fungi; Ascomycota; Sordariomycetes; Glomerellales; Glomerellaceae
Product: NAD-dependent protein deacetylase hst2-1
Cellular component (GO): nucleus
Molecular function (GO): histone deacetylase activity, NAD-dependent; NAD+ binding
Source: RefSeq, a predicted model, not a curated record